AUAAUGAACAAUAAUAAAGAAGAAUGAUUAAAUUACACUAAAUUAAAUUAAUUCUCUUGCCAUACUACGCGAUAUUUCAAAUUGAAUUUGUCAGGAGCUAACGGGCAGUUCACUAAUCUAUGAUAUGAUUUUCUUUGUCCGAAAUGUGAAAUGCACCAAUCGCGUCGUCCGAAUCCGAAAAUCAAACCGAGCGUUUUGAUUGGAGGAGAGUUUAGACUCGACCCAUAUUACAACCGUCGUUUUCCAUUUCCAAGCUUUUGUAAGCGUAUGUUGGGAAAGUUGUCUAAAUAAAUAUUCGCGAAUUUGUAUUGUCGUUUUUUUAUUGUUUUUAGUGAAAGUGAAAACAUCAACACAAAAUGAGUUUCAUUAGGAAGUUGGAUUUUGAUUUUGAUGAGUCAGACAAUGAACAGUUAGAUUCUUCCUCAGGAUGUGAAUUAAGUUCUUUGGAUAACAAUGGUUCCUAUUACAGUUCUGAUGGACACAGCAAGACGCCGACGUUCGAUUGUAACACCGAAGUCGUGGUGAGUGCCUCUAGUCCACCCUAUAAGUGUGUACGUGCAUUGAGACUCUGCGACAACCCGCUCACCCCGAAGACCAUCGUACAUAAAUCGUCGACCUUAGAUUCACCCAUGCCGCGUACGCGACUGCUGACCCCCUACGAUAAAAGACGCGGUUUCGCUUGCACCUAUCGAAGCAACGAUCAGCCCGCCGCCAACGUUAAUCCGUUCACACCUAACGGAAUGACGGCAAAUAAGAAACGAACUCGUUCGUACGCCUCACUCUUGGCGUCCCCUAAAUUGGGGACAUCGAACGACGAUUCCGAUAUGAGCGACGCCGAGAUCGAGCAGCCCACCAAGCGGCGUGCGCUCGAAGAUAACAACAUCACCCGCUAUCACCAGGAGUUUUUAGAGUUGGAAUUGAUCGGGUCAGGCCAGUUUGGUUCCGUCUAUAAGUGCAUUAAUCGUCUCGACGGCUGUUUUUACGCGAUAAAAAAAUCGUCGAGACCGGUGACGGGAAGCAUACUGGAAAAGUGGGCUCUGAACGAGGUCUACGCGCACGCCGUCCUAGGCGGGCACCAGCACGUCGUACGGUACUACUCCGCAUGGGCCGAGGACAAUCACAUGCUGAUCCAGAACGAGUACUGCAACGGCGGUUCGCUCGCGCAGAAGAUCACCCAGGACUGCCUGAGUAUAAGCGAGCUGAGACAGUUGAUUUUGCAAGUGGCGGAGGGCCUCCGGUACAUUCACUCGAAGGGCCUCGUCCAUCUCGACAUCAAACCGGCGAACAUAUUCAUAGCGAGCGAGAAGAAGGCGCAGUAUAUCAAUUACGAUUCGACCGACGACGGUUUUGAGGAUACUGACGAGACUUCGUUUUCCGAAGAGGAACAAAUUAUGUAUAAGAUAGGCGACUUGGGACACGUCACCAGUAUUUUAAAUCCGCAGGUCGAAGAGGGCGACUGCCGCUACCUUCCCAAGGAGAUACUUCAGGAGGACUACACGAAUCUAACGAAAGCCGACGUGUUCUCGUUGGGCAUGACCUGCUUGGAGGCGGCCGGAUCGGGUCCGUUACCGAAAAACGGCGAGACGUGGCACAAAAUUCGCGACUGCAAGUUGCCGCCUCUAAAUCUGGCGCUCAGUCGCGAUCUGACCGACCUCAUUAAGUCAAUGCUUCAUCCGGAUCCGAUCAUUCGACCAUCACCGAUGCAGGUCCUGCAGCAUCGUGCCGUCUCGCCGCGCGGCGGUAAGAAGUCAAGGGCCCAGUUACAAAGGGAGUUGAACGCGUUGAAGUUAAAGAGCGAAAUUUUAUCCAAGCAGCUGGUCGACGCUACUAAGUAUAUCAAGGUGGUCGCGCCCGAAGUUAAUCAAAUGAAGACUCUUACAAGAUAUUCGUCGAGAAUCAUAGGGAAAAAGUUAAAUCGCAGCUGUAGUACCACUGCUUUUUAGAUGCUUUAGUUCGUUUGCCAUUUUUAACUGUGUUGUAAAGGCUGUUAAUUAGUAUUAUGUCGAGGAGGUUAACUUGUUACAUGUUUUAAUAUUUGUUUUAUUGUUAGAUUUCGCAAGUUUUCGUCCUCCCCUAAGUGAUAUGUCAUUUUACUAUUAGUUUGUAUCCCUCCUACUUUUUUUGAAUUGACAGCUGUCUUUUUCAACUAAUUAAGGUUUCUAAUGUAACACGGUGGUUAUCAUGGUGAUUUUUCGUUUUUGUUAAGUAUUUUUUUGAAAAGUCACAAUCGUAACCAUCACAGUUUUUCAUUUUCUUUAGUUGUUAAGCAUAAAAUGUUCAAGUAUUUAGCAAAUCAGUUAUCUAUAGGCUACUUUAUAUAUUUAUACU
Molecule: messenger RNA, 2328 nt
Organism: Photinus pyralis (common eastern firefly)
Lineage: Eukaryota; Metazoa; Arthropoda; Insecta; Coleoptera; Lampyridae
Product: wee1-like protein kinase
Exons: 3
Coding region: 357-1943 (528 amino acids)
Biological process (GO): protein phosphorylation; mitotic cell cycle
Cellular component (GO): nucleus
Molecular function (GO): non-membrane spanning protein tyrosine kinase activity; magnesium ion binding; ATP binding
Source: RefSeq, a predicted model, not a curated record